Linum tenue is the source of this 531-nucleotide messenger RNA. NCBI's taxonomy places the organism in Eukaryota, Viridiplantae, Streptophyta, Magnoliopsida, Malpighiales, Linaceae. The record is from the annotation of a GenBank genome assembly.
AUGGUGCAGUUGCUUCUCUCGAAGCCGAACUCGAGUGGGGAUUGUGACGGAGAUAAUGAAUUGGGGGAGAGAUGGGUCUCUGUCUUGAACCAGUUAGGAAACUCUAUUCGAAUAUCUGAGUGGUUUUCCAACUUUGCUAAUGGAGCUGGAUUAGAGCACAAAAAGGGCGCCAAGGCGUUGUUUCAGUUUGCAUUUGUGAACCGCGACAUCUGUUGGGAGGAGCUUGAGUGGAGAGGGAAGCAUGGACAAUCGCCUGCUGUAGUAGCAACGAAGCCACAUUACCUUCUCGAUCUAGAUGUACAUCAAACAGUAGAGAAUUUCAUCAAACACGUCCCUGAAUUCUGGUCAUCCACUGAAUUCCAAGAGUCACUCAAAGAUGGCGAGAUUAUAGAAAUCGAUCGGAAGUACUUUCUUGACUUCUUUGUCAGAUUGAUGUUCAAGGAUGAUUCAAAAGAGGUGUGGGAUCUUGUAAAUGAGUUUCUCAUGGAGGAGCCUUUCUCUUCUCUUCUCUGUGUCACCAUCUCCUUAUAG